Miscanthus lutarioriparius is the source of this 387-nucleotide messenger RNA. Lineage: Eukaryota; Viridiplantae; Streptophyta; Magnoliopsida; Poales; Poaceae. The record is from the annotation of a GenBank genome assembly.
AUGAGGAGGUCCACGGCUCUCAAGGCGGCGGCAGCGCUGCUGGUGCUGCUCUCGCUGGCGGCGGCGUACCUGUCGAUCAUGUCGUACCGGGAGAGGAGGGAGGAGGAGAGGAUCCACCGGGUGUUCAUGGAGUGGAAGGCCCACUGCAACAAGACCUACAACUCCACCUGCGAGGAGGAGCACCGGUACGCGGUGUUCAAGGAAAACUUCCGCCGCCGCGGCCCCGUCCUCAACAUUUUCGGAGACUGGACCGACGAGGAGCUUAACGCAUGGCAACCCGGAGAAGUACCCUCUGAAGACGACAGAUUAGCUGAGCAGCGGCAGCAGGUAGUGCUUCCGCUGGUGGAAGAAGGGAGGGAUGGCCGAGGUGGAGCGGUUUCCAGGUAA